Molecule: messenger RNA, 3831 nt
Organism: Triplophysa dalaica
Lineage: Eukaryota; Metazoa; Chordata; Actinopteri; Cypriniformes; Nemacheilidae
Gene: lrfn5a
Product: leucine rich repeat and fibronectin type III domain containing 5a
Exons: 3
Coding region: 905-3262 (785 amino acids)
Molecular function (GO): protein binding
Source: RefSeq, a predicted model, not a curated record
ACAGUCUGAGCCAAUCCGUGAUGACUUCCUGCGCGUUCCCCCCUUUCCAAACAGCAGGGGAGAGAGAACAGACGUUGUACGGAUGAUCCCAGCUAGUGCAAAACUAGUUUGGUUUAUCGGCUAGAUGUUACGGGGCGAUGGGCUUUAUGAGGGCUGAUGAGGAAUUUGCUUCGUCCACGCACCUUAUGGGCAGUUAAAAAGAGCUUUCUAUAAUGCAAAACGUCCCGUGUGACUAAAAUCCGCGUUGCUGGAGAAAUUUAGAGUUUUUCUAUCAUUGAUUUUGUUAAGAGCAUAAAGGAGCGACACUUUUGGCAUCUUUUGGAUGGAGGGCAGCCUGUGUGGAUCAGUGACUGUGUGGAUUAACCCGGAGCGGAGAAGGCAGAGCGCGGAUAACUACGCGUAAAGGUGCGGCGGCGCCAAGGUCUUCGUGCUGAGAUUUGAUCCGAGUUCUCGAGCGCAGCCGGGUUUAAUGCGGACGAAAGCUCGCGUCCGAGCGAGGUGCGUCGACGGGCGGGACGAGAAUGGAACGGGCUUUAGCGCUUCAUAGAGGGAAAACAAGUACUCGGCUUUCUUGAGGGGCGUCGGGGCACGUUGCGCAGGAAUUUGACUGUCCGUCACAGCAGGCUUUUUGGGAUAUCUACCCAUUGCAUCAAAACGGAAACCAUUGGAUUUUAAAGCUUGUGGCCAGAUACAAACCUCGUGGUUUUGGAUAUGGGCUUUCUGAAAUCGGAUGCCUUCAAAUCAAGCGCUGAUUUGCUUCGAGAGAAUUUUGUCUGAGUCCAAUGGAGCACAACAGAACCUCAACAUGGGAAAAUAUGACAAGUGAGAAGAUACGAUUCCUCUGACCUCGGUGCUUUAAGCAGAACUGGCGUUCCGUCUGCAAGGUGUAAGAACCUGAUUUACAAUGGAAAAGCUGCUUGUCUGCCUGUUGGUUAUUGGAAUGGCAGUGAAGGCCCAGAUCUGUCCGAAGCGCUGCGUGUGUCAAGUUCUGUCCCCCAACCUCGCAACUCUCUGUGCCAAAAAAGGGCUGCUCUUUGUCCCACCCAACAUUGACAGGCACACCGUGGAGCUACGGCUAGCUGAUAACUUUGUCACCAGUGUAAAACGAAAAGACUUGGCCAACAUGACCAAGCUGGUAGAUCUCACUCUGUCGAGGAAUACGAUAAGCUUCAUCACCCCAUACGCGUUCACGGACCUGGAAAACCUACGAGCCUUGCAUCUCGAUCACAAUCGGUUGACCCGAAUAACCAACGAGACCUUCAGUGGCAUGUCCAAGCUACAUCACCUGAUUCUGAACAACAACCAACUGACCCUCAUUCACUUGGGAGCCUUCAAUGAUCUUUUAGCCCUGGAAGAACUGGACUUAUCCUACAACAACCUGGAAUCCAUUCCCUGGGAGGCCAUUCAGAGGAUGACCAGCCUGCACACUCUCAGCCUGGACCACAACAUGAUCGACUACAUUCCAGAGGGAACCUUCUCCCUCUUGCAGAAGCUCAAUCGCUUGGACGUGACCUCCAACAAGCUCCAGAAACUCCCACCAGACCCUCUAUUCCAGCGGGCGCAGAUUCUUGCCACGUCAGGUUUUCUGAGCUCUGCCAUGUUUGCCCUGAGCUUCGGAGGAAAUCCUCUACACUGCAACUGCGAGCUUCUAUGGCUCAGGCGACUUAACCGUGAGGACGACUUGGAGACGUGUGCCACGCCCUCGCACCUCUCCGGGCGGUACUUCUGGUCCAUCCCGGAGGAGGAGUUUCUUUGUGAGCCGCCCCUCAUCACCCGCCGCUCCCACGAGAUGAGGGUUCUGGAGGGCCAGAGAGUGGUGUUGAAGUGCAAAGCCAGGGGAGACCCAGAACCUGUCAUUCACUGGAUAUCUCCUGACGGGAAGUUAAUUUCGAACUCGUCACGUACAUUGGUUUACAACAAUGGCACGCUGGACAUUCUGAUAAGCACGGUAAAGGAUACUGGCUCUUUCACUUGCAUCUCUUCGAAUCCCGCCGGGGAGGCCCAUCAGACAGUGGAGCUGGUCAUUAUCAAGCUUCCACACAUUAGCAACAGCACCAACAACAUCCAAGAGCCUGACCCCGGCUCUUCGGACAUCUCAACUUCUACAAGGGCUGGAGCAAAUGGCAGUAACCACACCGGCGAUGCCAAGACCAGUCCGGAUAAGAGGGUGGUUAUCGCCGAAGCCACUUCAUCCACCGCUCUCAUCAAAUUUAACUUCCAGAGAAAUAUACCUGGAAUACGCAUGUUUCAGAUUCAGUAUAACGGAACUUAUGAUGAUUCUCUUGUUUACAGAAUGAUUCCCCCAACGAGUAAAAACUUCCUGGUUAAUAACCUGGCUGCAGGGACGCAGUACGACCUCUGCGUGCUGGCCAUCUACGACGACGGCAUCACCUCGCUGACGGCCACGCGGGUUGUGGGCUGCGUGCAGUUCACUACGGAGUCUGAAUAUUUGCGCUGCCACUUCAUGCAGUCCCAGUUCCUGGGCGGCACCAUGAUCAUUAUCAUUGGGGGCAUAAUCGUCGCCUCCGUCCUGAUUUUUAUCAUCAUCCUCAUGAUCCGCUAUAAGGUGUGCAACAGCGGCGAUGCUAGCAAGGGGACCUCGGUCAUCGACGUCCACUCCCAAACCAACGGGUCGCAGUCCCAGGGGUGUUCAGUCACCCCCUCCGUGUCCAAACAAGGUGCUUUGAGCUUGGAAGGAGGCGAAGGUUACCAAAAGAGUUCUGGCCAGCCUCCGGAUUCCCAAACCCACACCUCAGAGACCUCCGUUCUGGACUGUUCCACUACCACUUCCCUCGUAAGUCAAAGCUGGGCGACGCCCGGCUCUUCAGGAUCACUCAAGCCAAAGCGCAAACCGGCGCCAAAGCCCGUUCCCACGGCCAGCGCCGAGCCCAAGUUGGAGGCGCUACCCAAUGCGGAGACGCAAAACACCAACCGCAACAACUCCACCGCCCUGCAGCAGCCUCUCCUACCUGCCCCCGCGCCCUCUUCUCACUUCAAAGACACCCCGAUCUUACGGAGGGCACGCCCCUCGUCCAAGUAUAUGACACUGCCUGUGGAAGGAGUGCGGGCCAAACGCAGGUACUCUUUAAACGAGAACCUGUCAAAACAUCACUGCUAUAUCGGUCCGCAGAAGCUGGGGGACGUGUUUUGCAAGCGGAGUAUGUCCAUGAACGGAAUGCUGGCACAGAUGGCAAACUCGGAUGUAGACAGUGAGAAAGCCACAUUGUCCAGUUCAGAGUGGAUUUUAGAAAGCACGGUGUGAAUGUACAACUCUGUUCUGAAGGCCAUGUGCCUACAUUUCUCAUGUUGUGUAUGUGCAGUUGUUUGCGCGUGAGUGUGUGCGUGCAUAGGCACUCAAAGUAUAUACACGAGUGAAUGUGCCUGAACGUACGCGAGUCAGAGGUUUGCACCGUUUUUUUCGUUUCCAUCUUCAAAUCAUAUUUUUCGCCAACAUUUCUUUUGUUUUCUGGAAGCCCACGAAUUAUGCGGAUGCUUGCCUUGAGGGAGUCCUCUCCAAGGGUCUCCUUCCUCUGAAGGUGGUAGCUGCUUGGAUCGAGAUCCACCACCCCCAUAGCAACCAUCAAAGAGACUCACCUUCACUAGUCUCCGAGCAUCAUGGUAAGAGGAAAACAUUGGUGCCUUCCUGUGUCCUCUUGCCAGGGGUUCCUACUGGAUGUGAGCUUUGUCUAAGGAUGGAAAUAAACAUGAGAGUUUUCACAAAAAAGCCUUUCUAUUCAAGGAAAUGACACUUCCUGCAUAUUAUAGAAAACUUUAAAACAAGUAUAUAAAGACUCGGUACUGGGACCUGUUAUUAAAUUGAUAUUUUUUAAA